This is a messenger RNA of Mangifera indica (mango), 936 nucleotides long. RefSeq names its product putative pentatricopeptide repeat-containing protein At1g12700, mitochondrial. The transcript is spliced from 5 exons. The record is from RefSeq and is a predicted model, not a curated record. Bases 1 to 936 code for a protein of 311 amino acids. Lineage: Eukaryota; Viridiplantae; Streptophyta; Magnoliopsida; Sapindales; Anacardiaceae. Gene Ontology annotation, molecular function: protein binding.
AUGGAGGGGUUUUGUCAAAAUAUGGUGAAAGAUAUGUGCCCUAAUGCAGAAGAAGCUCUUUCUGCAUUAGUUGAAUUGUUUGUUAAAUAUAAUAGGGUGAAUAAGAGUAUGAAUUUGGGUGGUUUUAAGCCCUCAGUUGAUGUAUUAAACGCUUUGUUAGGUGCCAUUGUGAAGAAGAAGAGAGGUAUUAAAGAUGUGGUGUUUAUUUAUAAGGAGAUGGUACAAGCAGGAGUUAUGCCAAAUGUUCAUACUUUGAACUAUGUGUUGGAGGUUUGGCAACUGUCGAUUGAGAAAGCAUGGGGACACUCUGCAGGUGUUCCAUCAGGUUUGUAUCGAAAAUUGGGUUCUGGAUUCUAUAUCUUAUUAGGAGUUGUGGAUAGCCUCUGUCAGACAGGAAAGAUUAUGGAGGCUGCUGAGGCAGCAUGGGGAUGCUCUGCAGGUGUUCGAUCAGGUUUGUAUCGGAAAUUGGGUUCUGGAUUCUAUAUCUUAUUAGGAGUUGUGGAUAGCCUCUGUCAGACAGGAAAGAUUAUGGAGGCUGCUGAGGCAGCAUGGGGAUGCUCUGCAGGUGUUCGAUCAGGUUUGUAUCGGAAAUUGGGUUCUGGAUUCUAUAUCUUAUUAGGAGUUGUGGAGAGCCUCUGUCAGACAGGAAAGAUUAUGGAGGCUGCUGAGGUGGCAUGGGGAUGCUCUGCUGGUGUUCGAUCAGGUUGGUAUCAAAAAUUGGGUUCUGGAUUCUAUAUCUUAUUAGGAGUUGUGGAGAGCCUCUGUCAGACAGGAAAGAUUAUGGAGGCUGCUGAAGUAUUUCAUUACAUGUCAAAGAACGGAUGCUCCCCCAAUCCCUCUGCUUACAAUAUGGUGAUAGGCGGCAUGGGACAAGUGGAUGAAGCAAUUAGGCUACAGGGGUUGGCUUACAGUUCUAAUUCUUCUUAUACUGCUUAA